Molecule: messenger RNA, 530 nt
Organism: Pieris brassicae (large cabbage white)
Lineage: Eukaryota; Metazoa; Arthropoda; Insecta; Lepidoptera; Pieridae
Gene: Pburs
Product: partner of bursicon
Exons: 3
Coding region: 28-441 (137 amino acids)
Biological process (GO): G protein-coupled receptor signaling pathway
Cellular component (GO): bursicon neuropeptide hormone complex; extracellular region
Molecular function (GO): neuropeptide hormone activity; G protein-coupled receptor binding
Source: RefSeq, a predicted model, not a curated record
CUUAUCUGCAUUUAUUUCGUACCAAUUAUGGCAUUAACUUAUAAAUUAACAUUUUUGUUAUUAGAAAUUUUAAUUAUAACUAUUCUCACGUGUUGUGCAGAUGAAAAUUGUGAGACACUGCCUUCGGAAAUUCAUGUUACGAAAGAGGAGUAUGACGAUAUGGGAAGUUUGGUUCGAUCAUGCAGUGGAGAAGUUAUGGUGAAUAAAUGUGAAGGGAUAUGCAAUAGUCAAGUUCAACCAUCUGUUAUUACACCUACAGGUUUUUUAAAGGAAUGUUUCUGCUGUAAGGAAAAUUAUUUACGCGAGCGCCUGGUCACAUUGUCGCACUGCUAUGAUCCUGACGGCCUUCGUUUAGAAGACGAAGAGCGAGCCAUAAUGGAAAUCAGACUUCGGGAACCAGCUGAAUGUAAAUGCUACAAAUGUGGAGAUUACAGUCGAUAGUUUUAUAGACAUCAUUAUAAUUGCAAAAAGAUCCUCAAUAAACGUAACAAAUAAACUUUGUUAACAAUAAUAAAAUAUAGUUCAAUUUA